Molecule: messenger RNA, 2645 nt
Organism: Triticum aestivum (bread wheat)
Lineage: Eukaryota; Viridiplantae; Streptophyta; Magnoliopsida; Poales; Poaceae
Exons: 2
Coding region: 1458-2168 (236 amino acids)
Source: RefSeq, a predicted model, not a curated record
GACAGGGUUAGGGUUUACCGGUGCAGCGCAGAAUAGAGAGAGAGGGGAUGGAUAGAUUUGGGGGAAGGUUUGAUGGAGGAAGAGGGUGAUACAACAGAGGAGGGAGAGAUGGGUGGUAGUACAGAAGGAAGGAGGAGGGGAGAAUCAUUACAGAAAUCUGCCACCAUGGGAGGAGAGGAGAGAGCUUGCUAGAGGAAGAGAGACCGGGAGGAUUCAAGAGAGACAGGAGUCUAGACAGGAAGUAGCCACCGGAGGAGGGGCUGAAGAGGGAGAAAGUGCGAAAAACAAAAACAAAGGAAAAGAAGAAGGCCCUGGGAUUGAGCAGGGGGAGGCCUCUGGAUCUCUGGAAAAAAGUGGACAGGAGCUGAUACAGCAACAACAGGUUUUGCUCAAUGCCUUGCUAGCACAAAUUUCACAAGGCAAAGUUAUUUCUGGCAGUGAGACAAACAUCAGAUCUGGGGCUGGUGCUGGACAGAGCCAUGGGGAAUUGAGUUCAGAAACAGUGGGACAAACAAGGGGGUGAAAUACUCCAAGAGUUCAGGGAAUCAAGGGAGAGAGGCUCUGGUGAUCCACAACAUAGGGGAAAUCAAGGACAGAGGGGAUUUGGUACUGGCAAUGGAGAUCAUUAUGCUAUUAGGAGUUCUCAGGAGGGAGGAAGGGCAGGAUUUGGAGGACAGAACAAGAUGUUCUGUAACAAAUGUAAAGACACAAAUCAUUUGACCAAAGACUGCCCCUUGGGCAUUGUGUGAUUUGUGGUAAGAAAAACCAUGUGACAGAUGAGUGCAACUGGCUGAAACAAAUCAAGCCAGUACCCAAAUUUGUUGGAUAUGCUGCCAGGGGGCUUGGAGUUCUGCUGGUUCAGAGUGCAAAAGAAGUCUUGGAAUUGGAAAACUCAAACCCUAUGGCUAUAAUCACAGUGGUGUCAGGAGUGACCAAUGAAACUCAAUUGGUUGACAGAAUGCAUUACAUGUUCAAUUGGAAUUGGCAGUGGAGGUGCAAGAAACAUGGAGAAAAUGCUUUCCUGGUCAGGUUCCCAAACAAAGGAAGAUUGGUUGAAUUGAGCAAAUGCAAUGACUUUACAUUGUUGGGUUCAGGUGCAGUGAUAAAUGUAAAAGGGUGGAGUUUUGACUCACAAGCAGUGGGCAAAUUACAUACUAUCUGGGCCUUAUAUGGAAAAGUUCCUAAGUGCUUUAGGCAUUUUUUGGGAUGUGUAAGGUGGCUGCAACUCUUGGACCUGUACUGGAGAUUGACAUGAACACCAUUGCUAAGGAGAAGAUUAGAGCAAAGAUUGUAAUAAGAGACUUUGAUAAAAUUCCAGCAUAUACUGAAAUCACAGAUAAAGACUUGAUGAUAUACAAGAUUGUUCCUGAACUAGAGAGUGUGGUAGAGAUGGGAUGGUAUGGAGAACAUAAGAGACAGGAGAAUGAGGGAAUAGAGAUGGAAACAGUGAGGAAGUCAUGAGGAAAAGACACAAGGGAGGAGAUGAUAAUGGAAUAGGGAAUAAAGAGAUGAUUUCUUUGGGAAGUUUGGGAUUAGCACAAUUUGAGGAGCUGAAGAAGAAAAACGAGGAAAUAAUGAGAAUUCAAAAAGAACAAGCUUUGGAGAUGGAGGCAAGAAGGAAAGUGGAGACAAGUAUGGAAAUGAUCAUGAAGAAAGUGACAGACCUAGAGGAAGACAAGGCAAGACAAAAAACUCUCAGAAUGAAAGAAGAAAAGAAAAUCAUGGAACUGGAACAAGACAAGAAAGUGCUCAUGGAACUGAUCAAUAAACAACAAGGUGUGAUUGAUAGAUGUGUGGACAAGAUUGAGAUGUGGGAAGCAAGAGAGAAAGAAAUGGAGGAGAUUACUGAUGCUGAUCUGAGAAUCAUGGAUACUGACAGAAAGGAAGAUGAGCACAAUAAUUACAAUGAGGCAGUGGACUUUAAUGUUAGCCAAGAAUUUGUUUCCUUUGGUACUAAGGUAGGGGUGCAAACAGGAGAUAAAGAAACAGGAAACAGUGAGACAGAGGAGGAGCAGUUGAGGAGGUGUGGGAGAUUGGCAGGCAAACAGGAUGCAAAAAUUGAAGAGUUGGCCAAGAAAAGAGCAACUGCCAAAGAUAAUUACGAGAAAAAAGCAGGAGGAAAGACUAAUACAGCUGAGAGCAAAGCUAAUCGAGCAGGUGGCAAGUGAGGUGUACAAGGUGACGCAGGGGUGGAGAAUGGGUGUUUGUCGUCUGGAGGCCUGAUCAGCGAAGAACCGGCCUUCCCCUUCCUCUUUUGUGUUAGCUUGUAAUCUUAAAACUUGCUUAAAUAACUAGUUGGUUUGGCGAUGGAUGUAAGCAAUGCUAUUCUACUCCUGUGUUGAUAGGGUGCGGGGGUAGUAGGUAGCUUUCCUAGAACUAGUGGUAUGGCCUGGUGCGCUGUAAGACUUCUGAACUCAGUCCGUUUUUGGUUUCAUUAAUGAAAUCGGAGGGAAACCUCUUUUAUUCAAAAAAAAGCUUAUCUGUUGGAUUGCCUUGCAAUUGACCUCGCGGUUGGACAAAUUACUCCCCUUUUUUAUACCAUCGUCUUGGAUCUGAGCAGAUCCUCUGUUUCACAGCGUACAGUUUGGUUGAUUUCAUCAUCUCCUCCAAUAAAAACUGCGGCGUCUUGUGGUGCCAAACUAACU